Molecule: messenger RNA, 1401 nt
Organism: Closterium sp. NIES-67
Lineage: Eukaryota; Viridiplantae; Streptophyta; Zygnematophyceae; Desmidiales; Closteriaceae
Source: the annotation of a GenBank genome assembly
CUAAGACAAUGAAACGAUGUAGGCUAAUAGAAUGAAGGGAGAAUAGUCUAACACAACCCCUUAGCCUACAGAGUGCCAUAAGUCUUGGGAAGGGGAGGAGAAGCAACCCCUGAAUCAGGUAGUCCCCUGUGAGGGAGGGGCAAGACCCAGAAGGCGAAGGAGAGCCGCAUGGGGACGACGAGGGAGGGCCUUGGUGAAGAUGUCGGCAAGGUUGGCUGAAGAGUCAAUCUUGCGCACGGUGAGGUCUGCGACGAUCGGGCUGAGAAUCUGCCCAAGAGGAGUCGCUGUAGCCAGUGAGCUGAGGAGGGGUGGGGCCGCCCAAGGUGAGGACAUAGUCCUUGGUGCCUUUGAUGUAGCGGAGAACGCGCUUGGCCGCUUGCCAGUGCUCGGGAGUGUGUUUGCCAGCGCCGACAAAGCGCGCCAGGACACUGAUAGGGUAGGCGAGGUCGGGGCGAGUGCACAUCAUGGCGUACAUCAGGGACCCGACCAGCUCAGCGUAAGGACUGGUGGAGGAACCGUGGGUGGAUGUCGGCGAGAGCUGGUGGCCGACUUGGAGGGGUGUGGAGACGGGUUUGGCCGUGGCCAUCUCGAAGCGUUCAAGGACCUUCUCGAGGAAGAGGCAGGAGGAAGCCUGGGAAGGGCGAAAACCAAGAGCACGGAGAGUGCUCGAGAGCUUGGCAUGCCAUUCCCGAGGAGCUUGCUUGAGGCCGUAGACCGGGCGGCGAAGUUCCCAAACGGUGUUGGGAGGGAAAGGGAGGUGCCAGCCCUCGGGACGCUCCAUGAAGAUGCGCUCAUGGAGUUCACCUUGGAGAAAUGCCGUGGUGACAUCCAUCGAGUGCAGGAUCAUGCCGCGCCGGCCGACGAAGUCCAAGAACACGCGGACGACAGGGGGAGUGGCGGAGGCGUGAACGAGAAGACACCUGGCGGUCUUUGUAACUUCUCGAACACGAGCUUCUGCCACGCCAUUCUGCUGAGGGGAGUGAGGGAGGGUGUAAGUGUGGUGAAUACCAUGGGUGGAGAAAUAGGAAGAGAGAUGGUGAUUGAGGAAUUCACCGCCGCCAUCGGAAUGGAAGCGGCGAACGGGACGACCGAAUCGCAGUGGGUGGCGUGGCCGGGGUAGAUUGUUGUGACCCCGGCCCGUUGAAGUGCACCUUGGGAGACGAGGUUAGUGCGAAGGGAGGGGACAUGGAAGCCAUGAGGGCCUUGAAACAUGUGGUGGUGGCAUGGGUGGUUUGGAGGCAGCGCUUACCCUUGUUGGGGCCGUUGCGGAUGAGAUACUGACACGGGGAGAAGCCGCCGGUGCUGUUGGAACCACUGCUACCCCCGCGUCCUCCACUGCGCCCCCCGCCACGUCCACCACCCGAUCGUCCCGCCGAAGUACCGCCACGGCCAGCACCACGU